AGUCCGGGCAGUGAUGGCGGCGGCUGUGGUGACGGCGGCAGCGACGGUCCCAACGCCGGCAACCAGCGCGGAUGGUGCCUCCUCAGUGCACUGGUUCCGCAAAGGGCUGCGGCUCCACGACAACCCGGCACUGCUGGCGGCCGUGCGCGGGGCCCGCUGCGUGCGCUGCGUUUACAUCCUCGACCCGUGGUUCGCGGCCUCCUCCUCAGUGGGGAUCAACCGAUGGAGGUUCCUCCUGCAGUCUCUGGAAGAUCUGGACACAAGUUUAAGGAAACUGAACUCCCGCCUGUUUGUAGUCCGGGGACAGCCAGCUGACGUGUUCCCAAGGCUAUUCAAGGAAUGGGGGGUGACCCGCCUGACUUUUGAAUAUGACUCUGAGCCCUUUGGGAAAGAACGGGAUGCAGCCAUUAUGAAGAUGGCCAAGGAGGCUGGUGUGGAGGUGGUGACUGAGAACUCUCACACCCUCUAUGACCUGGACAGGAUCAUCGAGCUGAAUGGGCAGAAGCCGCCCCUUACCUACAAGCGCUUCCAGGCUAUCAUCAGCCGCAUGGAGCUGCCCAAGAAGCCAGUGGGUGCGGUGAGCAGCCAGCAGAUGGAGAGCUGCAGGGCUGAGAUCCAGGAGGACCACGACGACACCUACGGCGUGCCCUCCCUGGAGGAGCUAGGGUUCCCCACUGAAGGACUUGGCCCAGCUGUGUGGCAAGGAGGAGAGACAGAAGCUCUGGCCCGCCUGGAUAAGCACUUGGAACGGAAGGCCUGGGUUGCCAACUAUGAAAGACCUCGAAUGAAUGCCAACUCCCUGCUGGCCAGCCCCACAGGCCUCAGCCCCUACCUGCGCUUUGGCUGCCUGUCCUGCCGCCUCUUCUACUACCGCCUGUGGGACCUGUAUAAAAAGGUUAAGAAGAACAGCACACCUCCCCUCUCCCUGUUUGGGCAACUCCUGUGGCGAGAGUUCUUCUACACGGCAGCCACCAACAACCCCAGGUUUGAUCGCAUGGAGGGGAACCCCAUCUGCAUCCAGAUCCCCUGGGACCGCAACCCCGAGGCCCUGGCCAAGUGGGCCGAGGGCAAGACAGGCUUCCCCUGGAUUGACGCCAUCAUGACCCAACUGAGGCAGGAGGGCUGGAUCCACCAUCUGGCCCGGCACGCUGUGGCCUGCUUCCUCACCCGCGGGGACCUCUGGGUCAGCUGGGAGAGCGGGGUCUGGGUGUUUGACGAGCUGCUCCUGGAUGCAGACUUCAGUGUAAACGCGGGCAGCUGGAUGUGGCUCUCCUGCAGUGCAUUCUUCCAACAGUUCUUCCACUGCUAUUGCCCUGUGGGCUUUGGCCGCCGCACUGACCCGAGUGGAGACUACAUCAGGCGGUACCUUCCCGAAUUGAAAGGCUUCCCUUCUCGAUACAUCUAUGAGCCCUGGAACGCCCCAGAGUCCAUUCAGAAGGCAGCCAAGUGCAUCAUUGGCGUGGACUACCCACGGCCCAUCGUCAACCAUGCAGAGACCAGCCGGCUCAACAUCGAGAGAAUGAAGCAGAUCUACCAGCAGCUCUCGCGCUACCGGGGACUCUGUCUACUGGCAUCUGUCCCUUCCUGUGUGGAAGACCUUAGCCACCCUGUGGCAGAGCCUGGCUCCAGCCAGGCUGGUAGCAUCAGCAGCACAGGCCCCAGACCACUACCCAGUGGCCCAGCAUCCCCCAAACGCAAGCUGGAAGCAGCUGAGGAGCCACCUGGCGAAGAACUCAGCAAACGGGCAAGGGUGGCAGAGUUGCCCACCCCAGAGCUGCCAAGCAAGGACGCCUGAGAGUGAGUGACAGCAGCCUGGAGUCAUCCUUGGGAGAGAGCUGCCGAGCCUCUGCUCCCUGAGCAAAGCCCGGGUGCCCAAGCAGCCACCACGGCCACAGAGUGCAACCUACAGAGAAGCCGGUCACCGUGGGAGACGGAGGGGACGUGUGUGUGCGUGUGUGCUGAGGAAGGAGUGGUGUGCCGUCUGUGUGUGCAUGCAUCUGUUUCCACUCGAGAUCCCGAAUGCCGCCUGGGCUGGGAGGCCCUGGAACUCCCCUCACCACGAGCACAGGCAGCUUCCUGGUCUCCAGACAUGAGGCCCAAGGUGUCCAUAGCCUUGACCCCCACCAAGACCCGUCCUGGCAUGUCCCCUGCCUUGUCCAGUAGAACACAGUGGUAGGACCCCAGCUAGAACUCUGGCAACUGCCUCCCCACACCCACUCCCUCCUCACAUCGGACUGAGGGGCAGGGGGUCCACAUAGUUGACACUUGUCCAAAGCAUGGGAUUCUUGGCAGCCAGAGUCCUACUGGGUUUUCAACUCUGAGGCUGGUGACUGGGCGGGCUGAAGCUGACGGGUGCUGUGCAGAUUUAGCCCUGGCCUGGUUUCUUAUUCUAAAAUUUUCUGGGUACCCAGAACUGAGCACAAGUUGUAGACAGAUCUGGAAAGUUCCCACCAUUGUAUGGGAGUGCGCCUGGCUGACGUGGUGUGUCCAGCGUGGAGAUGGCAGCUCCAGACGCAUAUCUGCCUUUUCAGGACUUAGGAGCCAAGGUCAGGGCUAGAGUCCCAUUUCUCACUGUUCCUUCCCCAGAAGAUGAGAGCCAGCCUCAGCCUCUACCAAGAGCUGUGCAGGGGCCAGGGUCAGAAUCAGUCCCUCAGCAGCAGACCAGGUCCAGGGGGCUUAAGGCUCCUGGGCUCCUCUGGCCACACUCCAAGGCACCAGGUGCUCCAGGGAGGACAGCGGACGCCAGCCAGGGAAUUUGGCUGGUCUUGGUUCUUAGGUUUCCAGGGCCUGCUCUGAACUGGCCAGCUGUCCCACUAGCUGGGCUCUAAAGACAAGGGACUGAGAGGUGGGCACUGCCAGGCAGCUGGCAGAAGUACAAGUAGAGCUCACACCCAGCAUACCAUCCAGAAGCAGCAGGGGAGGUUUGACCAGAGAAGCCGAGCGAGCCUCACAUUCCAGGAGCGCCGGCUCCCACCCCUCUGCCCACCACCAAGGCCUGUGUUGAGGCAAGCAAUGGAAAGCAGGACUAUGUGGUCACCUAGAGCAAGUCUUCCUUCCACCCCGUGGCCUGCACUUGAGCCACAAAGUGUGGUGUGUGUGUGUGUGUGUGUGCGCGCGCGUGUGCACAAAGCUGAAAGGCUAGUUCCUGUUAGGAUUUUUGUUUUCACAUGAAACAUUAAGCUGGCCUCUGGGCCCUUUCUUCUACCUCCCCUGUGACCUUUCGUAGCCUCAAUGUUGUUAGCUCCCUUGGCCCUGGUCCUGACUGUCCUCUGUCCCUGGGCCAGGUUCCUGUCUCCUAGAGCUGUCCAGCACACUGACUGACAGGCUUCUUCCUGAGAUGUCCUCAGGUUUUCUCAGCCAGAGAGCUGCCUUUAGAGUCCAACUGUUGUAUGCGUGUCACCCUCACUAAAAUGUCCUGUCGUCACAUGGGGGAAACAGCACAGGUGACGGUGUUUUCAGAGCUUCCUGUUCCCUCAGCCCCAGCCAGGAGGAAAGAGCUGCGGCCCACUGCCAGGAGAGAGCGGGCUUGGAGGGUGGUCCGAAAGCAGAAGGUCCAGGGCGAAGGGCGCGUUCAGUAGUUACCUAGCCGCACUUCACCCGUCGGGACGGUUCCUGUUCCUGCCUGUUUGCUAUGGCUCUUCCCUAAGGUGCCACACUUGUCAAGACCACGUCCCCUACUCCUCCGCCAGUCCUGGCAUGCUGGCCCACUCCAGGACAGCCUCUCAGGGGCCUGGAGCUCCAUGGUGGCUUCUCAUCUCCUCCUUACCCAGGUGGCCGUGAGGAUGGCCACAGAGUGAAGCCCUAAACCCUGUCUCAGGGCCAGCGUGGGGAAGAGGUGGUCACAGGAAGAGUGCACUUUACAGAGGUUUCCUGUUGCUGGGAAGGUGUGUUUCUCCUGCAGUUUGUGAAUGUUCACUUGUUUUAUAAAUGUCUGAUCCUGUCAGUAAA
Molecule: messenger RNA, 3948 nt
Organism: Marmota monax (woodchuck)
Lineage: Eukaryota; Metazoa; Chordata; Mammalia; Rodentia; Sciuridae
Gene: Cry2
Product: cryptochrome circadian regulator 2
Exons: 12
Coding region: 14-1795 (593 amino acids)
Biological process (GO): circadian regulation of gene expression; negative regulation of DNA-templated transcription; entrainment of circadian clock by photoperiod
Cellular component (GO): nucleus; cytoplasm
Molecular function (GO): FAD binding; DNA binding
Source: RefSeq, a predicted model, not a curated record